This is a messenger RNA of Lathyrus sativus (Indian pea), 507 nucleotides long. NCBI's taxonomy places the organism in Eukaryota, Viridiplantae, Streptophyta, Magnoliopsida, Fabales, Fabaceae. The record is from the annotation of a GenBank genome assembly.
AUGUUUAAUAAAUUGAGUUGUUUGCAGAAAGCUUUUGUAAUUGGCGAAGAACAUCGUGCAUUUAUAUAUAAAGAAGCUGGAAAGUUGCAUAGGGCAUUCAAGACAAAAAUGGCAAAGUUCUAUCUAAGAGAUAGUAAGGGUGGUUUUGUUAAACAUCGAUCGACAAAAUAUUCUUACUGUAUAAAACAAGAGGAUUGGGAUAAAUUUGUAUCUCAGCGUCUGACUGAAAAGUUUCAGAAAGUUAGUAACGAAAAUCGAGAAAGAGCGUUAAAUCCUCAACAUCCCUAUAGAAAGUCACGUUUAGGGUGUGCUCGUCUUGAAGCGGAUAUGGUAGAAGAGUCGAGAGAAGAUGAGAUAAAUCGUAGUCAAGUGUGGAAGGCUGCCCGCGUCAAUAAGAAUGGGGUGAUUGAUAAUGUGAAUGUUCAAAGAGUUGUGGAUCAAUGUGAGAAGUUAACAGAAGCUCUAACUGAAGAAGAGAGACAAGACCUUGGUCCUACGGACAUAUGA